UUGAGGAAAAAGGCAUGUAAUUCAGUUGUUUUAGAAUUUAUAAUACCUUCAUGUUAAUCUAUCAUGUGAAUUUCCAUGUAAUCAUAAUAAUAACGCAGCUAUAGUUUUUUGGUAAAGGUUGAAUUUUCUAGCCUUACUUUUUUUCCCAGAUUGUCUUUUGCCUCUAGAGACACCUGAUCAAAUUUGCAGCUGCGCCACUGAUACCAUUGUGGUGUCAGGAGGUAAAAAGGCUAUUCUCAUUGGAAUUGAUGGUCGCUACAACGUCAGCUUGCCAACCUUCACAUGCUCAACAUGCCAUAUGAGCAGAACGACCAGCAUCCCACACCUGAUCAAGUCUGGUUACUGGCCUGCCACAGCAAGCUGUGAAACACUUUAUAAAAUUGAUGUGUUUGUGUCAUACGACCACAUGAAAUUGACUGCUCCUGGACUUUCUAGACAGUCCUUCGUCAGUUUAUUGGAACAGCGGACGGAGUUCUUUGGCCGAGAUGGAAAGAUCUGCACAGAUGCUUUUCAAAGAAGUUUUUUCGAAUGGAGAUACUGCCAGUUCCAAAUUGAUCAGCUCUGUGGACUGAAAGUGUUUGAGUGUCCAGCCUGUUCUCCAUUUAUGCUUGCUGUGUCAGUCGAUGGUAACAGGAAAUUGUAUCGCUUCAAAAGAGGGGCUGAAGAUCAUGGUCUGUUCAAGGGUGUCUUUGUCUGUGAGGAUGAAGAUGUUUCCAAGUUCGUGGACUACAUUAAUAAGAAGACAAAGCACUCCGCUGGAAAAGGUGUCUGUGGAUCGAGUCAGUGGACUGCAGCACGGGAGUCCAUCCCAAAGAAAAUCAACAAGCUGGAUGAGGAGGGGAUGGAGGUGGCUGUCUGUCGGCAUGGUGUGCUGCUGAGAAGUCUGAACAUGAUGAGGGGGGAAAUAUUUGCAUAUCCGUUGUUUCUCCAAAAGGAGCUGACGCCAAGGAAUGUUCAGUUCAUGUGCACUGACGUAAUAUGCAAGUACUGGCCAUACCUGCAGAGAGUUGUUAAUGAUUGUCCAGAGCUUUCUCCUCUCCUGCACAUGAAGCCAUUCCUGUCAGUGAUGCAUGCAAAGGCCCACUCUUGGAAAUGUGAGAUUAAGUGGGGUGGCCGAAACCAAGAAGGAGCAGGCACCACCUUGGGUGAAGAGGUGGAACAAGUAAACAGCUUCUUGUCGAGAACUGCUAUAUGCAGUAAAUACAUGACCAAAGGAGCUAGGACAGACAUGAUUACUAUCCAGGCCAUGGCAUGGAAUCAACGCAAAAUUGACAACCUUGCAAACGUGCUGUCCCGAAGAUUAAUAAAGACAAAAGCACAAAUUCAGGAGGAGUCCCUAAAUCUUGAUGCACUAAAGACAGAGUUUGCAGUAACAGAUGACACACUUAAAGACUGGACCAGUGAAAUCCAGCAGUGGGCUGAUACAGCAACAAGUAAGGAGAAUGCAAGCAGUCAACAGGGACUCCAGAAGACAAUUGAGACUCUUUAUGUGAGCAUCAGGCAGAGGAAGCGAGAUCUUUACCGUCAAACAGAUGGAAACAAAAGAAGACACAAACUCCGUAGAAAAAUUUUGGAGGAAAAGGCCAAAUUUAGUGCAGCUGUGGAUGAGUACAACAGGGAAGCACCUGAAAAGCUGCAGUCAGCCGACUCAAUUCUGGCAUGUGAGAGCUAUGCAUGGCCAUGGGUACUGGAUGAGCGUGAUAAUCUUGUCACCAAAAAAAGGGCCUUUGACCAACUGAUGCUGCUAAAGCGCCUUACCGAAGAGGAGUGCAUUGUCCUGAAUGAAAUCAGGAAUCACUGGAAAAGCCUCAAAAGGGAUCUGUCUCUUCUAAAUGACCUUUCAUGUCAUGUUGCUGUUGAUAUAACAAAGAAGAAACAGGACUCUGACCUUUCCAAAAGUGGAAUUCUGGGACUUCACGCUCUACUACAGAAAAAACUAUGCUACCUAAAAAGUCACAUAUCCUCGGUUCGGCAGCUGUACGGUAGUGUCCUAGACAAUUGUGAGGUGUGUGAGGAACUGCAAGAUGAUGAUUACCUUAACAUGGAUGAGGAUUAUAUCCAGUAUGGUUCAGAGGAUGAGGAGGAGGAUGAAGACGAAGUUUCAUUUGAAAUUUAAAAACCUUGUAAAUCAUUACUGUGAAAAAACUGAGUAACAUACACUAAUUUAUGAUACUCAUUUAAUUUCCAUUAAAUCUUAACUGUCUAUAUUACUUGAUAAAACACUGACAAGGUGUUGUGCAAAUGUGUAAUCCUACUGUUAAAUUCUUGUUUUUAUAUUAAAUUUCAUAAUUUACAUGGUAAAAAUUGCACUGUAAAAUAUUACUUGCAUUCACUAUUAUUUAUUGUUAAAUAGCUUCUUGAUGUAACCUGUAAUAUUCAUGACUAUAUGUACAAUGUUUUACCAAAAUGUACCAAAUUCAUGACAAAUUCACAGAGAAGCUCCCAACCAGUUUUGUUGUUUACAGUAUGAGUGUGCUGCAGAUUUGUCCAAUAAAUGUGCUAAACUGCUUUGCUCUAGAGCUGAUAUAACUAAAAUGCCUACCCAGGUCCUUUUUCAUCCUUGCCCUAAUAGACUGAUUGACAACUGGUUUAUUUGAUUUUUAGCCCAUUUCAGGUGAGUACUGUUGGAUUUGUGUGUAAUGAUUCAAAUUCAGGAUCUUAUUUCAGGCUUAAGACUGUUUUCAGAAGCUUACAUGUGCCACAUUUUUUUAAAAGCCUAAAAACAGCUCAAACAUGCAUUUUAGUCCAGGACUAUCUUAAGCCUUGUCUGUGAAACUGGGGGUAAAUGUUUAUGUAUUUAAUAUGUGUAAUUAAUUAAUAUAUUUAAUUAAUAUUACUUAACCCCAUGGUGUAUGCAAUGGAUGGAAACCAUUUGGCCCUUGCUUAGAAGAGCCUAACUUAAAGCCUAUUUCUACAUCAGGUUAACCACACAAAGGAAUCUAUCGUUUAAAAAUGCUAGUUUACGUUUAAUGGGAAAUUAUAAAUGUAUAAAACAUAACCAAAUAAAUGUUUAUAGGAAUCUUGCAUUCAUCUCAUUAAUAAAUUCGCCAUAUAAAA
Molecule: messenger RNA, 3057 nt
Organism: Megalobrama amblycephala (Wuchang bream)
Lineage: Eukaryota; Metazoa; Chordata; Actinopteri; Cypriniformes; Xenocyprididae
Exons: 12
Coding region: 299-2116 (605 amino acids)
Source: RefSeq, a predicted model, not a curated record